AUGUAUCGUGAAAGCUGGUGCUUGACAUGGCUUCUGUUGGCACCAAACCUUAAGGCUCUUGAAAUUGAUAGUUUAAAUCAAGUAGAAGAUAUAAUCAGCAAAGAAAAAGCUGUGAAUAUUCUGACAGAGGAGGAGGCAGGUACUAUCAUUCCUUUUUGGAAACUAGAGUUUUUCCAAGUGUGUGGUUUGCCAAAGCUGAAGAGUAUCUACUGGAUUCCUCUCCCUUUCCCACGUUUGAGGGAAUUUAGCAUAUAUAACUGUCCAAAUCUGAGAAAGCUUCCAUUGGAUUCCAGAAGUGGCGGCAGCAUAGAUCUUGCCGUACAUAAUGGAGAACAAUACUAUAGAGAUGAGGUUGAGUGGGAGGACGAAGCUACUAAAGAGCGUUUCCUACGUUGCAUCAAUCCUAAUUCCCUCUAUAGAGCCACAACAAGUUUCCAAAAUUAA
This is a messenger RNA of Eruca vesicaria subsp. sativa (arugula), 444 nucleotides long. Lineage: Eukaryota; Viridiplantae; Streptophyta; Magnoliopsida; Brassicales; Brassicaceae. The record is from the annotation of a GenBank genome assembly.